This is a messenger RNA of Echinostoma caproni, 660 nucleotides long. Lineage: Eukaryota; Metazoa; Platyhelminthes; Trematoda; Plagiorchiida; Echinostomatidae. The record is from the annotation of a GenBank genome assembly.
AAUUCCGAAAAUCAUUCUGCAUACUCCAGAAUCUAUGAGAUGAUGCUCGAGGACAAUAUUACUGUGUACGAUACCGAAGGAGGUCUGAGCGCCUUGAGACAAAAUCCGAAUUUAGCUUUUAUUUGUGACCGGUUCCUGCUACAGAGCGCAGUCACUAGAAAUUGUGGUCAAUUUAUUCUGUUGGACGAAGUAAUUGAUGAGACACCUGCGAGUUUUGCUGUCCGCAAAGAAGCUCACUAUGGACCCGAAUUCUCUGAAUACCUUCAGUCUUUGGCUGACACCGGAAUCAUUCAGCGUCUAUUCGACAAAUGGUUGCCUCAGUUGGAAGUUUGUAACAACAAUCAUCCAGAUUACAGUGCUCUGGAUAUGAAUCAGAUCGGUGGCGGUUUCGUCCCGCUGGUAGCCGGCGCGUUGUUCAGCGCAUUUGCCCUUGGCAUCGAAUGGUACUUCAAAAACUAUCGAUCACAUCAUGCUGCGCAACCUCAGAAUGAAAAUCCAUCGACCAACAAACCACUAACUUGGACUCCGUCAGAGGAAUCUAGACCACCAUUACCGCAUCUUAUUUCGGAUGGGUUACGUUACGGUGGGCGACGACGAUCAUUUGCUGUGUUCGAUGCGGAGACGAUCGUUGAGAGUACGGUGCUAAAAACAAGGCUAUAA